Messenger RNA from Mercenaria mercenaria, 1107 nucleotides. RefSeq lists its product as uncharacterized. Gene Ontology annotation, cellular component: membrane. The coding region runs from base 151 to 981 and encodes 276 amino acids. Gene Ontology annotation, biological process: immune response. The record is from RefSeq and is a predicted model, not a curated record. Gene Ontology annotation, molecular function: tumor necrosis factor receptor binding. Lineage: Eukaryota; Metazoa; Mollusca; Bivalvia; Venerida; Veneridae. The transcript is spliced from 4 exons.
ACUGAGGUGGUCAUUUACAUACCAAUUUUCGGAGAAUUUCAAGAUUAAAAAGAAUUUUACCUUUUCAGCGAUACCAAUUGAAAAGCAAAUACAAUUCCUGAACGGAAAAGAUGCUACCCUUGUUGAGGUGUUCAAAGUGAACUCGGGAAUAUGAAAGCUAUAUGUUUCUUAAUAGUUUUACUGUUGACUGUGACGGCAUGUUUAAUUGGUCUCGAGUCAUUACUUGGAUAUAUUCUUGACCAAGAAGAAUCGGUAGUUUAUCCAGGAACGUUAUCGGAAUUUUCUGUUUCCUGUAACGACCUUUCUCUUAGUUCUGACGAAGACUUCAAUAGUUUUAAUGUAAAGAAAAGCGGAUUAAAUAUUUCUAUUAGCGGCGACGGACAGUACAUUUGUAGCGGAACAAACCUUACAAAUUUAGUUUAUUUGGUUCUUGAAAGACUGUCAAGGUUACGUUUAUCAAAAGGUUUCGAAGAACCUCCAUAUCUUUCCUGUGGAAACGAAAGUUUGGCACCAAAGCCUGGACAUUUGUUAGUUGCUUUUUCAAAAAUAUCCCGGCAUCAAAAGUUUUCAGACAACGAUUCAGACGCUAUUCUUCACUGGGACAACCAUUCAAGAAAUUCCGUCAUAGAUCCUUCAGUAUACUAUCAUAAUGGCGAGAUAACUAUCGUAGAGGGCCGAAUUUACUAUAUUUAUGCCUCAGUAUAUUUCAACAUUAGUUUACAAAAGCAUGAAAAGGUCACACAUUUCGACAAACUACAACAAGUUUCAGUGCGGAUUUGCAGACAUGUAUAUGGGUAUGAGCAGACGCUGUUAGGGAGAAGGAAGUUAUUCAACAUCAGCAAUGCAAAUGCUGUGUCGAGUUUAAGAAUUGGAAGUCAUUUGAAAUUGUCAAAAAAUGAUACUAUAUACGUUAAAGUAUCGAACGCAAAUCGACUGAUGCGCAACUCAGAAGGAAAUAUUUUUGGACUUUUUCCUACAUAAUCAUGUUUGAAAGAAAGAUCGGAUUAGUUUUAGGGAAAUGGGUCACAUUAUUACCCGUUUGUACGUGUCUAAGCUAGUUUUAAUAUAGCAGGAAUAAAUUGUUUGAUAUAGUUUUAAGGCACAAUA